AUGAAGAUUCCUUUCAAGUACACGAGGUCUCAACUUGAGGUUUUUCGCUUUGCAUUUUGUCUAUUAUCACCGGUAGCAGUGAUGUACUACAUUGGUAUAGAUACUGACAAGAAGUUGAAUGUGCCAGGGUUUUGGCCUGAUCCUGAGACCUUAAACAAGAUACCUAAGGAACCUUACGAAAUAAAAGCUGAGCUGGCAAGAAUGAAGAAGGAAAGACUUGAAAAAAGACUGCGUCUCGAAAAGAAGAUUGCAGAAGAAUAUGGGAUAGACAUCGAAGCUGAAAAGGCUCGGAUUAGGGAGGAAAUGGAGAGAAAAUAG
This is a messenger RNA of Lachancea sp. 'fantastica', 318 nucleotides long. The record is from the annotation of a GenBank genome assembly. NCBI's taxonomy places the organism in Eukaryota, Fungi, Ascomycota, Saccharomycetes, Saccharomycetales, Saccharomycetaceae.